Schistosoma margrebowiei is the source of this 5835-nucleotide messenger RNA. NCBI's taxonomy places the organism in Eukaryota, Metazoa, Platyhelminthes, Trematoda, Strigeidida, Schistosomatidae. The record is from the annotation of a GenBank genome assembly.
GACCGCGUAUUUUGAUAAUCUUCGUUCGACCUUCAAAAGCAUUGGCUAUUUACGUCCGUUUGAUGUCUUUGGAAUUAAGUUUGUUGUGUUAUUCAUGCUUUUUUAAACAUGACAUUUUUUCUUCACCUCACUCAUCCUAAUGUACGGAUGAUGUAUAUAUAUGCAUAUAUAUGAGAGAGGAUCAUUGAAUUAGUUAGGUUCACGAAUCGAUUCGUGAUCAUUUUGAACAUAUAUACAUUAAUUACCUGUAAAUAUUUUAUGCUUGAUCAAUAACAGUCUUGAUAAUUGUGGGUUUAUUCAUCAUACUCGGGGCAGAUUUUGGUUUUUCUAUUCAUUGUUUUUGUUUACAACUAUAUAGCUAUAGCUAUGUGAAGGUCAUUUGACUUCGGGAGUUCCCCCAAAAUACUCCAAAAUUUCCUCAAACUUGGAAGCUCGGGUACGUAUUUUUAAGCCUAGGCUCCUAGCGUUGGGAGACUUACCACUUUUUGAGUAAAGCUUAUGACAGAUUGCGUCACAUAACCCGAAAUGUACUUACGUGUGAUUCCUUUUCAGAAUUUUCUAAGCAUUCUCAUUUUGGCUUGUGUUGCACACACAUUAUUUAUACUUUUUUAGUUAAUGAGUUGCGUAAAAACGUAGGGUUUUUAAGUUAGUCAGCUUGUUUAGGGGACUGGAAUAUUAUUGGGGUUUAUAUUCGUGUGGUUUCUUGAGUUCUUAACGGGCGUAAGUACUCCGUUUCCCGUACUAUUAUUCAUCUUAAUCUGUACGCCUUUUUCAAAGAACCGUUAAACAUCUGGACAAGUGUUGACUACUCAUUUAUGCUUGGGCUUGUGUUGGAGUUCCACACACUUGUGGUCUUCUAACCAUUGCUUGGGUUCUAGGAACUGUCCAACCGGUUAGCACAAAAUCAUAAAGUUUCAACUAGUGACUUUAAGGGCGAGACUAUAAUUUAUGGGUGCAAAUUUCAUUCACUCAUUCAGCUUAAUACCAUUUUGUCAUUAUAGCUGAUGUCAGCUCGUGAUGAAAACAAUAAAUCUUAUUCCCAACCUCAACUUUCAACAGGUAAUCUUAUUCUUAAGUCCUCAUGCUAAUCUAUAACCCUUACCUAGCCAUAGUCAAUAGAUGAACGCUUUGAAGUCAUUUCAGCACUGCACAAAGGUCGUCCAUAAAUUAUAGCCCCACCACCAGUCACCGUGUAAGUGUUUUAAACCGUAACAAAAAAUUCAUCUGUGUAAUUUAUUUCUUAGGGUUCUAAAAAAGUUCAGAGGGAAUUUUAUCAUAAUGUGUUCCAUUUUAACCAUGAUAAUCUACAUCCCGUUAAUUCAUCAAUUUUACUUUAAAAAGCGCCUAAAAAUUCAUUAUCUAGGACUGAUAUAUGUUUGCAUAUAAAUGCACUUUAACUCUUGUAGCAAAAAUACAGAGUGUAGGAUUUAGUUUUAGAGAACGUCUUAUUGAAAUAAUUGACUGAUUGUUCUUAAAACAAGAAAGUAUAUAUUCUGGAAGACUUCCUUCAGCUAAGCUUAUUAUAUAAUUUUUCUCUUUUCUCAGGUGAUUAUAAGAUCGAAACAAGAACUUCCAAUUUCCAGCUUAUAAGGUCCAUUUCUUAUUCUUCAGUCGCAUAUUUCAAGUGUACUUUGUUCAUUAUUUACGCUUAUAAAGGCCUGAAGACCUUAGAAUAUGGCUAAAACAUGAGAGUCAAUUCAAAGGAACUUGGGUGUGUAUCUCCUUCUUGGAAUUCGUCUUUUGAAGGCAUCCUCUAUUGGAAACAAAAAGUAGAUUCGCGAUUAAAGCGUGGCUGUAGUUAGUUUUGAUUGGCUAUAAAUUACAUUCCAGUUUUUUCUGAACACUGGUGCCGGUUGAAAGGAAACAUUUUGAUUCUUUGCCGUUCUCCCGAUAGAACGAGCAAUGAAAUUUCAGGUGUGGUGCUGUUAGAGCGUUUCACCGUGUCGCGUACUAGAGAUGAAGAAAUAUCCUACUCAUUUCGUUUAGGUAACUUUAUGGUUCAGAGUUAAACGGCUUGCGCAGAUUUCGAUUCCGGUGAUAAACCUCUUGUAUUUGUCGCUCGUUCUGAAGAUGAGGCAGAGAAGUGGUGUCAUCACCUUAACAAAGCACAACUGGCACCUAGGUUACGGCGUUUUACUUUGCUUCGUGAUGAAAUACGGAGAAUUACAGGAUCUGAUCCACUAGAAUCUGGAUUUUCUAGUAAUUCAGUUACCCCACCAACUAUCGUUGAGGAAGGUUCAUUGAAUGACGAGGGACUUGAAGUUAUGCUGAAAUGCCUGAAUAUUGGAGAUAUGGCGCAUCCUAAUGAGCUUCCUAAUGCUUGUCUAUUUGUUUCUGUAUCAACUUCACUGAAGAAUAAUUGGACUCCAGUUGGGGCAACUGAGAUAAUUGAAUGCUCUCGGAACCCAAUUUUUUCGAAAACAAUAUUUCUGCGCCACGAUUUAAUUGAUGAGAACAAUUCAAUACGAUUCAGUUUAUUUGAUAUUAAAGAUGUAAAAUCAAAUGUAAGCGCUUUAAUCGGUGAAACAAUUACAACAAUAAAAAUAUUAUUGGAUAGUUCAUCUCUUCUGUUACCAUUACGUGAUGAUUGUUCUCCAAUACCUAUGAAGUAUGAGGGUUUAGAGACGACUUUUCCAUCAAUAGUUGUACAAUCAAGGAAACAGAAGCCAUUAGAUCCCACGGCAGCUAAGGUUGAUGCUAAUAUGUUGUCAUUACGUUCAGUAUGUGAUAAUCUAUUGUCUAAACGAUAUAAAUUCCAAGAUUCAAUGGGUGAGACAAUGCAUAUUAUUGAAUUUAUGGGCGAAUCAAAGCUAUGCUAUGCUUUCCCGAUAGAAUAUCUAAAAACUUUAAUUCAAUCAGAAUAUUUGAUAUAUGACUCUUUAUCUCGAACUGGAUCUUCGAAACCUGUUAUUGAAAGCCUACGAAAAGAACGAAUGAUUAGCAUGAAACAAACAUUGGAACAGUAUGAAGCUAAUUUAAGAAAUUUAGUUGAUUACACUGGUCCUCUAUUCAAAUCAUCUAAUGAACGCGCUAAUCCUCGCUAUGAUUUUGUUCCAACCAAUCUUCACGUGAAUCAGAUAGCUUUAACGGAUGUAGACGGCCAACUAGUUUCCUCACAUAAUAUAAUAUCUGUUGGUUCAUUUUCAUUGGCUUCUCGACGUUAUAAAUCUGGUGGUUUAUUUCGGAUGGCAUUCGAUACUAUGAUUACAUCAACACAUACAUAUCCACCUUCAGAAUUAUCUUAUUUAAAUAUAUCAUCGGAAUCACCCGUAGCUUCUGCUACAUGUCUUUUAAAUACAAAACCUAUUGGUAAAGCUAUGGAUUUAUUAUAUCGUGGAACACAUUCUAUUGCUUUAUUAAGAUCUGAUUUAGCUGGUCUUAUUCAAAGAUUAAACGCACCUGGACAGGCUGAACCAUUAGCUCAACGUUUGCAAAAAACUGUAUCUUCUAUACAGUGGAUCUUUUCAGAUAAAUUAUUAUCUAACUUAAAUAUUCUACCAGUUGUUUCAUGUGAUUUCGAAGUGAUUAUCACUUUACUUACACAAUUAUCAUCAGUAGAAAUAAUGAAAUCAACAGAUUCUCAACCAUCACAACCCAAUGAUCAUGUAAUAAUUAUAAAUAAAAAACAAAAUGAGUCUCGUGAAAAUUUAAUAGAUUCUUUAGAUAAAGCUGGUCAAAAAUUAUCCAUUACUUUGGAACGUAUAUGGGAAAGUGCAGCAUCAGUGCUAUGGGAUCAUGUCUUGUCAGGUCUUGCAGAUCUAUCAAAUCAACAAACUCUUUCUGUUAGUAAAGAAAGUUGUGGCAAUUAUUCUGAUUUAAUUGCUGAAGCAGAACGUUCCGCUUAUACCAAUAUGUUACCAAUAAAUGAUAAUGUACUUACUGCUGUUUCAAUUAUUCAAGAUUCAUUCAAUUAUCGACAUCAUGCAUGUGUUUGUCAGCUAUUAACCGCAGUUCUUACGGCGUUGUCAGUGCAUAUACCCCGAUGGGAUCGCAAAGAUUGGGAACAAGCUGCUGUAUGUGGUGUCCUAGCUCAGUUUGAAGGCCUUCUAAGUUGUUAUGGCGACGAACAAGGAAUGAUUGAGGAUUGGGCAUGGGCAAUUGAUUAUUUGUUGACGUAUCGCGUUACACUUCGUCCAUCUGGUAACUUUUCUGAUUCCGUAAUCGAUACGAGUGGAAGAAAUUCCGAGGAUACGGACUCGAACGUUCCUACCUCGAAUCUCUCUGAUACUGAAGAAUUUCAUGUGGAUUUCAAAGUCACAAGAUUGAACGAAUGCGAGCUCACUGUUCCUUGGAAAUCAUGGGUUCAUGCUCCUUCGGAAAUUCAAGCUCGUGGUCGUGUACGAAUUCGUUUACAUCCUGUCUCAUUUGUAGUCGGAAUCAAUGAACUACAAUCAGUUGCUGAAACUUUAGAUAAAACUGCUGUGCAAAACGCGGUAAACAAUCAUGGCUUGACAUCUUUACGCGCUUAUUUCAAUCGAUAUACAAAACAUUUUGGCGCUCCAGGUCGAACUGUUUCAAAUCAAGAUGUCUGGGAUUUGCUCACCGAUAUUACACAUCAUCUUUCUACACCUGUUCGUUCAAAACCAGUUGAAGUGUUACAGUUGGCAUCAGAAAUUACUCAAGCAUUUCAUGGUUUACGAAUAACAACUUGUAAAUCAGCUAAAGAUCGUACAGCUAUGUCUGUUACUUUGGAACAAAUCCAAUGGUUGAAAAGUGAAGGUAUGCAUGAAAGUUGUUUUACUAAAGCUCUUCAAUGUAUUCGAAGCACUGGUCUACGUUUAGAUAAUGUAAUGAAAAAUACUGGUAAACGUAAAUAUGCGUUCAAUCGUCUGCAGCUAUUAUCAUUUCCAAGAUUGUAUAAACCACCAAUGGGAACAUAUUCUACAAAUGUAUCAUCUUAAUAUAUAUCGUCGAUAAUAGAUUUAUUCAACAAUCAAUUUGAUUUAUUCGACACUGAUUCUUAUUUUUCCUAUCUACUUUUCUCUAUUUUCAUUUUAUCAUUGAUGAAAACGAAAAAGAGACUCAUUCUUUCUUUUGAUAUUUGAACAGUCAAUUUAUCUUUAAGUGGAGUAUAAGUAUGUUUCAAUAUUAUUGUUAUUAUUAUUACUAUUACUAACAAAAUACUAAGGAUAAUACUUUAUCAAUGAUAACUGACUUUAUAAUCACGUUGAUUUCUUUUUUCCAAUUUUUGUCUUUCCUAACCUCAUUCUUUCCUUUGUGUCAUUGUGUUUUGUAAAAAUAAAGUCUCUUUUAUUCAUUUCAUUAAAACUCUUAUGCAUUAUUUACUACUAAUUUUGAUUGUAUAGUUGUAUUCAUACUGUUUCUUUGAUAAUUAUGAUGACAAUAAUGAUUGAAUUCAUUAACAUCAAUUAAUCUAUACUUUAUUCAUUGAUGUAUAUUUAUUAUAUCUUAAGAAAUAAUUACUUAUUCUAAUUUAUCUCACGCAAUGUGUAAUGUCGGUAACUACUGCUCUUAAUAUGUCGUGCAUAUAUAUAUAUAAAUCUAUACAUGUUGAGACGACGAGUGUAUAUUGAGUUCAUUUUUAUUCUUUCUUCACAACAUAAUGUAAGUGUGUGUAAGUAAAAGAUGAACUGUUAUUAAACAAUAUUUCAAUGUACAAUAAUUUCUCAAUUGUCUCCAGUUCAUGAUUUUAAAACAAGAAACAUUGUUAAAUCAUCUUUGAGAAUUUUUAUUUAUUUAUUUUUGAUAUUCUAUUGAAUGUAAAUGAUGACAUGACUCUAGAUGUUAAAUUAUAUAGUGUGGAGUUAUUAAUUAUUCAUAAUGAUAUUUUAGUUUUUUGUUGUUGUUGUUAAGAAAAAUACAUUUUUUUAUUUC